Molecule: messenger RNA, 2286 nt
Organism: Aspergillus udagawae
Lineage: Eukaryota; Fungi; Ascomycota; Eurotiomycetes; Eurotiales; Aspergillaceae
Product: H(+)-transporting V1 sector ATPase subunit C
Exons: 9
Coding region: 1-2286 (761 amino acids)
Biological process (GO): proton transmembrane transport
Cellular component (GO): vacuolar proton-transporting V-type ATPase, V1 domain
Molecular function (GO): proton-transporting ATPase activity, rotational mechanism
Source: RefSeq, a predicted model, not a curated record
AUGCGGCCGCCAGUCCCGUCCAGAGCUUUCUUUCGGCAAGUCUCCACUAAGCACGGCCCGUAUAUCGUUUCUUGUCUGCCUACGAAGUCCCAACGCUUGUCGAAGAUCCCCAAUCGGACGCUCCAGCUUUCUUCAACUUGUCCACGCUUCCUUGGCCUUCGUAUACACAGACAGUAUUCCACAGCUUCAGCGCAGUCUCAAUCAUCUAAACCCUACCUACUUUUACGUCGCAUUGUCGGAUUCACGGCCAUUGCCAUUGUCGCAUUUUCUACCGGACUCGCUUAUCAGACUCAGAAGACCGUAGCGCGCAUGAUGGCUGCCAGCCUGCCCACCGACGAGGAAACCCUCACUGCCUUUGUACCCUCCGAUGAGUUCACGAAGGAGGUCGAGGACUAUAUUUACAAUCAUCCUGUGACACUUGCUUUACGCCAAAACCCGGCUUACACCGAAUCGCGACCACAUUUGAAGAUCCCGCAAGAAUUGCGUGCGCGUCAUCUAACGGCUGGUAUCCUUGCGACCCCAGGCGGAAUUGUGGUGCCGCCUUAUGUUUUCUGCGAGGAGGACGGAAAGAGUCUGACCGCCAUCUUUUACCUUGGCUCAGAUGUGUCCGGUCAUCCUGGCAUUGUGCACGGGGGUCUUUUGGCCACACUGCUGGAUGAGUCCAUGGCCCGGUGCUGCUUCCCCGCGUUGCCAAACAAAGUGGGUGUGACGGCCAAUCUGAACAUUGACUACCGACGCCCGGCGAUGGCCAACAACUAUGCUGUCUUGAAGGCGAAGACGGUCAAGGUGGAGGGUCGGAAGGCUUGGGUUGAGGCGCACAUCGAAACUCUUCCGGAGGAUGGUAAAGAGCCAGCCGUACUGGUGGAAGCAAAGGCUCUGUUUGUUGAACCCAAGCAGGCUGCGGCCAUGGCGAGUCUGUACAAAGUUACCAACUAUCCGCAAUAUCACAUUUGUGACGCCAAAACAUGGCCCACCGCCUCCGUCGACGGACCUUCCGAUGACCGCCAGCUCCAAGCUCCAUACAACCAGACCUCCAACGUCCGCCGAGCUUUCUAUCUGACUACCUCACUCCCUUUUGCUCGGUCCGUCCUGAAUCGUAUCCCCGGCACCAUGUCCAAGUCGAACAAGUACCUUCUCGUCUCGCUCCCCACAUCCAUCACUCCCUCCCACCACCGCGAUGACGCUCUCGAUGCUAUUUCUGCCACGGUAUCGCCAGACAAUGGCUCCGUAGCACCCUUCCCCAUCCCGGAAUUCAAGAUCGGUACCCUCGACGCUCUUGUGCAGCAGGCCGAUGAGCUGGCGAAACUCGAAGCUUCUUGCCAAGGUGUCGUCGCCAAGGUCGGAGAUGCGUUGAAGAGCGUUCUCGAGGGAGAUGAAGAGCAGAUCGAUAAGAUGAAGACUGUCAAUGACAAGCCCGUUGAUCAGUAUCUGAGGACAUUCUCGUGGAACAAGGUCAAGUAUCGCGCUGAUAAGCCGCUGGGAGAGUUGAUCGAUCUUCUGCAGAAGGAAGCUGUUAGUAUCGACAAUGACGUUCGGUCCAAGUACUCUCAAUACAACCAGGUGAAGAAUACGCUGGCGACUCUUCAACGCAAACAAACAGGAAACCUCUCCACCAAGUCCCUCGCAUCAGUCGUUGAUCCCCGCACCCUUGUCCGCGAUUCCGAAUAUAUCGAAACGCACCUCGUCGCCGUACCCGCUCAGCAAGUGAAGGAAUUCCUCAAGACAUAUGAGACCGUAGCACCCAUGGUCGUCCCCCGAUCCGCAACCCUUGUGGCAUCAGAUGACGAGUUCACGCUCUAUGCCGUUACGACGUUCAAGAAGCACAGCCCGGAGUUCGUCCACCGGUGUCGUGAGCACAAGUGGAUCCCACGCGAUUUCAAGUAUGUAGAAGGCGGAAAGGAAGAAGAGCGAAAGGAGGUCGAACGCGUGGGCGGGGACGAGCGCAAGCUCUGGGGUGAGACUCUUCGGCUUGGACGGACAGCGUGGAGUGAGGCCGUGAUGGUUUGGAUCCAUGUGCUUGUUCUGCGGGUAUUUGUUGAGACCGUCCUACGGUAUGGUCUGCCGCUGGAUUUCGUCUGCACGAUCAUCAGAACGCAAUCCUCGAAACAUGCCGACAGGGCGAAACGGAACCUCGAUGAGAAAUACUCGUAUCUCGCCGGAAAUGCCUUUGGGCGAGACAAGAAGGGCCGGGUCAAGCGAGAUGACCCUCAUGAGAUGCAGGCGGGCGCAGAAGGCGGAGGCGCCGAGUACACUGCGUAUGUGUACUACGAGUUUGAAUUCAAUUGA